AUGCCACAGCCACAAGAGUCGGUCCGAACCCUAGACAUCAGUGGUAGAGGCGCAGAACAUAGAGCAGGGGAAAGAGAUAAUCGCACACGCAAGAUCCAAUACAAGAGUCUGUUCGCAAAUUCAGAAAUGAAGGUGAGGUCAUCAGUGAAGAAAAUGUGUGAAUUCUGUAGAACAGUGAAGCGUCGUGGCAGAGUGUUUGUUUUAUGCUCAGCAAAUCCCAAGCAUAAACAACGACAAGGUUUGUCAACAAUUUCUUGUGAUGAAGGUUCUUCACUCACAUCCAGAAUAUCAGAAAUGCAAGUGGCUAGAAGCGAUUAUCAAGCUCCAAAAUAUGGCAUUGGAGGCGGCUUAGCAUCUGUACUAGUCGAGAGGAAGUUGCCUGCGCUUUUUGCUGGGUGGAGAGUGAGCCUAGCGUCUCUGCUUCAGACACGUGCGAAAUGAUGAUGAUACGACAUUGUUAUUUUUAGACCUAAUGUGAUCUUUUGAUUCUAAAUGAUGAUAAUUUUUUGUUUCUUUUCUUUGAUUAAAGCAUUGGGUUAAGCUCUUUUUUAUAUUGAAUAAUGAGGUCCAACAUUGUAUGAUCGUUUGUUUUCGUCUUGCUAAGUAUCGUAUCGCAAUUCUACAUGUUUUAUUUCGACAA
Molecule: messenger RNA, 640 nt
Organism: Lactuca virosa
Lineage: Eukaryota; Viridiplantae; Streptophyta; Magnoliopsida; Asterales; Asteraceae
Source: the annotation of a GenBank genome assembly